UAGGAGGUGUCCGGCGGAGUUUGUGUGGCGGCCGCCGCGGGAACGUGAGCGCGGUAGUUUCUCAAGGGAGGAAGGCGGCUUCGCGGGGCUCGGUGGAGUGACAGCGAGCGUCAGCGGCCAUCUCCCGGCGCGAGAGGCGGCAUGGGGGACGAGCGAGGCCGGGAGCGUGGCGGUGACGCGGUGCAGCUGAAGACGCCGCGGCCGGAGUGUGAGGAGUCCCGGCCGCUGAGCUUGGAGAAAAAGCAACGAUGCAGACUUGAUGGCAAAGAGACAGAUGGAUCUAAGUUCAUGACCUCCAAUGGCAGUGACUUCAGUGACCCCAUUUACAAAGAGAUCGCAAUGACAAAUGGUUGUAUCAACAGGAUGAGUAAGGAGGAACUCAGAGCUAAACUUUCAGAAUUUAAGCUUGAAACAAGAGGAGUCAAGGAUGUUCUAAAGAAGAGACUGAAGAACUAUUACAAGAAGCAGAAGUUGAUGCUGAAAGAAAGCAACGCUGUGGACAGUUACUAUGACUAUAUUUGUAUUAUUGACUUUGAGGCUACUUGUGAAGAGGGGAACCCAGCUGAGUUCCUCCAUGAAAUUAUUGAGUUUCCUGUUGUUCUGUUGAAUACACACACCUUAGAAAUCGAAGAUACGUUUCAGCAGUAUGUGAGACCAGAGGUUAAUGCUCAGCUUUCAGAUUUCUGCGUUGGUCUUACUGGAAUUACUCAGGAUCAGGUAGACAGAGCCGAUGCUUUCCCUCAGGUCCUGAAAAAAGUAAUUGAGUGGAUGAAGUCAAAGGAGUUGGGAACUAAGUACAAAUACUGCAUAUUAACAGAUGGUUCCUGGGAUAUGAGUAAGUUCUUAAACAUCCAGUGCCAACUCAGCAGACUCAAGUACCCUUCUUUUGCUAAAAAGUGGAUCAAUAUUCGAAAGUCAUACGGAAACUUUUAUAAGGUUCCCAGAAGCCAGACCAAACUAACAAUAAUGCUUGAGAAAUUAGGAAUGGAUUACGAUGGGCGGCCUCACAGCGGCCUUGAUGACUCGAAGAACAUUGCUAGAAUAGCAGUUCGGAUGCUUCAGGAUGGAUGCGAACUUCGAAUCAAUGAAAAAAUACUUGGGGGACAGCUGAUGAGUGUGUCCUCGUCCUUACCAAUAGAGGGCGCUCCAGCUCCACAAAUGCCACAUAGUAGAAAGUAGCUGCAUUUUUGUCUGAUCAUUUGCUACGAAGGUAGCAGGUGAAUGAAUCUAAGCUAAUGCAACCUUCAAGCACCUUAAACACUUACGAUCUUACUACAGUUACAGAUGGGGAUGUAUGCAGACAUUUUGUGGGAGGACACCAAAUUCUCUGUCACCAGCACUUUUGAUACAAGCAGUAUUUAUUACCCACAGUAACCAGUCCCUGCUUAGAACUGAAUUUUAUAAUAUAAGGUGUCCAAGAUGUGUUCCUUUGCUUUUAAGAUGGAAGUUUUAUUGGUUCAUUCUUUGAACGUCAUGUCUUAUUGAUACUGAAAUUUAAAAUGAAUUUCUACAUUACCACCAUUAAAUUAAAUACAUUUUUUGAAAGUGUGAAAAGGAUUGAAAGGCACUAUUCGCCCAUUGAAUUUUAAGUAAAACAUGGUCCUUUUAAUUUAGUAACUUUGUAGGUGACGUUAAGGGGUUAUCAGUGAGGGGUUUCUUCCAGGAAUGGUGUGUAUAGGGUGCCAGAUUCUACAGGUGUUCAACUUCUGUACUUUAAAUGGCAUAAUGUUUAUAUAUAGCCUACAUAUAUUCUCCCAUAUAUUUUAAUGAUCUCUAGAUAGCUUAUACUUAAUAAACUUUAAUCUUUUAGAGAAUAAUAACAAGAAAAAAGUCUGCAAGUUGAUGUAGACACAACUAUAGUGGGCCUUGCUACAUAGCACAUGAGUAAGUUGCUCAGCCAGCACAAGCUGGACAGAAACCAAGAUCUGAGACAGAGGCAACAGCAGCUGUCCCCCUGUGUCACUUCACUCUGGUCCACUCAGCAAAGUGUUUGCUGAGCAGCAAAUUCAGGUGUAUCUUUUUUAAACAUUUUCUGCACAUCUGCAUAUAUUCCUAUAUUCAAGCCAGGUAGUUGUUUCUAAAGGUGCCUACCUUGACAGCCUGAGUUUGAGCCUCAGAACAUACAUGAUAGACAGAGAGAAUCAACCGAAGGAUGUCCCCUGACCCUCAACAUGCACACCGUUGGAAUUGCACCCACAUAUACACACGUGUCUCCAAAACAAGUAAGCAAAAUGUAAUAAAUUACUGGGACCUGUUUCAUCUCAUACCUGGAAACCAUGUAAUAGGUCAUAGGAUUUAGUUAAAAAUCUAGUUACUGGAGGCUGGGAGUUGGCUCAGUGGUUAAGAGCACUUGCUGCUCCUUUAGAAAACCCAGCUUCAAUUCCCAGAACCCACACGGUGGCUCACAGCCCAAGUUUCAGAGAAUC
Molecule: messenger RNA, 2426 nt
Organism: Grammomys surdaster
Lineage: Eukaryota; Metazoa; Chordata; Mammalia; Rodentia; Muridae
Gene: Eri1
Product: exoribonuclease 1
Exons: 7
Coding region: 142-1179 (345 amino acids)
Biological process (GO): exonucleolytic trimming to generate mature 3'-end of 5.8S rRNA from tricistronic rRNA transcript (SSU-rRNA, 5.8S rRNA, LSU-rRNA)
Cellular component (GO): nucleolus; cytoplasm
Molecular function (GO): nucleic acid binding; 3'-5'-RNA exonuclease activity
Source: RefSeq, a predicted model, not a curated record